This is a messenger RNA of Camelus dromedarius (Arabian camel), 3225 nucleotides long. It is a transcript of the gene PTK6, whose product is annotated as protein tyrosine kinase 6. Bases 120 to 1469 code for a protein of 449 amino acids. Lineage: Eukaryota; Metazoa; Chordata; Mammalia; Artiodactyla; Camelidae. The transcript is spliced from 8 exons. The record is from RefSeq and is a predicted model, not a curated record. Gene Ontology annotation, molecular function: protein tyrosine kinase activity; ATP binding; protein binding. Gene Ontology annotation, biological process: protein phosphorylation.
GGGGCGGGCUGGCCUGUCAGCGUCAGCCCUGCCCACACGCUGCUCCUAGCCAGCGGUGUCUGAGCCGGGCCAGUGAAGGCGGCGAGGCCAGGAGGCCCAGUUCUGCCACUGUACCAGCCAUGGGGUCCCAGGGCCAGGCUCCCAGGGGCCCCAGGUACGUGGGCCUCUGGGACUUCGAGGCCCGGACAGCCGAGGAGCUGAGCUUCCGGGCAGGGGACCUCUUCUGCGUGGCCAGGAAGCAGGAGGAGUGGUGGUGGGCCGUGCUGCUGGACGCGGCGGGCAGCGCCCUGGCCGAGGGCUACAUGCCCUACAACUAUCUGGCUGAAGACGAAACAGUGGAGUCUGAGCCGUGGUUCUUCGGCCGAAUCUCUCGCUCGGAAGCCUCGCACCGACUGCAGGCCGAGGGCAAGGAGCGGGGGGCCUUCCUGAUCAGGGUCAGCGAGAAGCCAGGCGCCGACUACGUCCUCUCAGUGCAGGACGCGCAGGCUGUGCGGCACUACAGGAUCUGGCGGCGGGCCGGCCAGCUGCACCUCAACGAGGCCGUGUCUUUCUGCAGCUUGCCAGAGCUCCUGGACCACCACAAGGCCCAGAGCCUGUCCCAUGGCCUGCGGCUGACCUCGCCCUGCAGUAAGCACGUGCCUGAGCCCCUGCCCCUCUGCGACGAGUGGGAGAGGCCGCGAGAGGAGUUCACGCUCUGCCGGAAGCUUGGGGCUGGCUACUUCGGGGAGGUCUUCGAGGGGCUCUGGAAGGACAAGGUCCGAGUGGCCAUCAAGGUGAUUGCCCGAGACGACCUCCUGCACCAGCGCAUGGUCCGGGCAGAGAUCCAGGCCAUGAAGAAGCUCCGGCACAAGCACAUCCUGGCGCUGUAUGCGGUGGCCUCCGUGGGGGACCCCGUGUACAUCAUCACUGAGCUCAUGCCCAAGGGGAGCCUGCUGGGGCUGCUGCGGGACUCUGACGACAAAGCCCUGUUGGCCUCGGAGCUGGCGGGCAUCACAGCGCAGGCGGCUGAGGGCAUGUGUUACCUGGAAUCGCAGAAUUACAUCCACCGGGACCUGGCGGCCAGGAACAUCCUCGUGGGGGAGAACAACACCUGCAAAGUUGGGGACUUUGGGCUGGCCAGGCUCAUCAAGGAGGACAUCUACCUCUCCCACGACCACAGCAUCCCCUACAAGUGGACUGCCCCUGAGGCGCUCUCCCGAGGGCAUUACUCCAUCAAGUCCGACGUCUGGUCCUUCGGGGUUCUCCUCCAUGAGAUAUUCAGCGGGGGUCAGACACCCUACCCAGGCAUGUCCAACCACGAGGCCUUCCUGAAGGUGGAAGCAGGCUACCGCAUGCCCUGCCCCUCCAAGUGCCCACCCACCACAUACAAACUGAUGCUCUGCUGCUGGCACAGGGACCCCACGCAGAGGCCUGGCUUCAAAGAGCUGCGGGAGCAGCUCUCCAGCUGCACCAGGUACGAGAACCCAUGAGGAAGGGCCUGAGCAACCGCGGAUCAAGGGUGUGGGCUGACCUUGAGUUACUGAGGAUUUGUGCUAAGGCUGCAGCUCAUGAACCAACUGGACACUCCCAGGUAGGGGCCCCCGGCAGCACUGGGCCCGCCCUGUCCCGGGGCAGGGGAGCUCACCCAGUGCAGUCUAGGGCUCAGACUACCCCUUCCUCCCACCUACUCCUCUCGACACCAGCUCUGGAAAGUGCCAGGCCCUCCACAGCCCACGCCUGCUCUGGAACCCUCCCUUCUUUCCUAAGGGAGGGGACCUGUCCCUGGUCCUGACCCGAAGCCCACUGACUGUCAGGACAGGACUGAGCCUCCCUGGCUGUGCACGGUGGGGACUUAGGCUUUGGCUGCACUCCCUCUGCCACCUGGCCCUGCCUGACCCCUGAACUUGAGGGGACAUGGACUUUCCAGCACUCUGCAUUGACAGGAGCCCUGAUGCCUGCUACCUGGUGCGAGGCGGCUGUCCCUGGCCACCUGCCUCAGCAAUCAGCAGCUGCCACCAGGGGAUCUGGGGGCUUCAUCUGGACACUGUGGCCAGAAAGACUGGGUGGGGCUCAGGCCAGCCUUGGAGGUAUGCCCCCUCCCCCUGGCUCAUCACUGUCUACCAGCCUUUGGACCACAGGGGAGCCCACCCCCCAACUCUGCAGUCUGUGUGGACACACUGAGGGCAAGCAGGACAGAGGGUGCAGCCUUUGGGGGCCACUAGCCAUCCAAUUGCCUUGGAAUGGACCUGUGCGAAUGAGGCAGAGUGCAGAUGGGGAGGUCAGAGAAUGGGCUCCUUCAAGGGCCUGCUGAGCCCAGCCCAUUAACCUCCCACCAAGCCUCCCUCCACUCCCCCGGUCCACCUCUGCUGGACACCACCAGCCAACCACCAGGAGGCCAGCAGAGGAUGAGCCACACCCUCACCACCACACACAGAGCCCCUGGAAUUGGACUUUGCCCAGAGCUGGGCUGUCCCUGGUGGCAGGGCCCCUCUAGGGCACUCCUACACCUCCUACCCCUCAGCCUUAGUUUUGGGUGCCUGGGGCCACGCCCCCAGGGUUGGGGAACCCUGUCCAGAGAGCAUCUUUCAAGAGGCUAGAAAAAGAAGAGGUGACCCCUUACCAGAAGGCACCUGGGAAGACGUGGCAUAUGAACCACCCUACACCAGCUUGAGGACGGCCUCCUCAAGGUCCUCCAAGGGGCACUGGGCUCCUGAACCCAGAGCCAGAGGCCCAGCCCCCAGCAUUAGUGGCAGGGACAAGGGGUGCAGUCAGAGGGCCCUGACCGCAGUGGCUGUCCUGGAGGCCUCCUGUCCAGCUCCUGGGCUGCCUGCUCUCCCCAGCUCCCCAACAUAGCAAGGCACCCUACCCCUUCUCAGAUGCGAGGCUCCAUGCUCACCAGAGCUGCCUCCCCAUGUGCACCUGGGCCAGACCUUGGAGGUGGCCCCCUAGGGAGGGGCCCCAGGAAGGCCCAGGGAGCAAAGCCAGUUCCCCACCGCCCAGGAAGUGAGAAGGUUGAGGGUAUGGGUGACUUCUCCCAGGGCGGGGGGCGGCAGGGUGCGGGUGGGGCACACAGCUCACACACACCAUCAGGCUGAUGGCUGCUUGGAGUUUAUUUUCUACUUGGUGCAAGGCACAGGGUUGUUAAGUGUCAGGAAGGCUCUCACGUGGCUUGGACAGCAAAGAGUGCGGUUCUCUUAACUUCCUUUUUGGUGUUUUGCUGUUUUGAUAUUAAAGAACCCAACCGUU